CCAACCGAAGAAGAAAAUAAAAAGCAAUGUUGUCGGGAUCUUUCGCCAUACCUUCCCCGCCUUAUCCCCAUUUCCAUCGGCGGAGACAGCACCGGAGAGACCCGAAGAAGGAAACCGAAGAUGCGGCUACCAAAGCCCACAGUUCCUCCAAUGCUACCAUAUUUCUUCUUCUUCUUCUUCUUCUCCGACCUACCCGGUCGGAUCGUGCUUGCCCAAGUUUCGAUUCCGGCCAAGUAUGACGGGUUCGUGUACAAGAACGGCGUAUUUAGCCCUGAUGCCGUCAUGAUCGAAGCCUUCUUCGACCCGCUCUGCCCCGACAGCAGGGACGCGUGGCCGCCUCUGAAACGCGCCCUCGAGUACUACGGCCACGCCGUUUCACUACUCGUUCACCCCUUCGCCUUGCCUUACCAUGAUAAUGCUUUUGCUGCUUGCCGUGCCUUGCAUAUUAUAAACAAGCUGAACACAUCUGCUACGUAUGACUUGUUGGAAAUGUUCUUCAAGCGUCAGGAUAAGUUUUACAACCAACAAACAUACUACCUUUCUAGAGCUGUCGUAGUAAGUCAAAUGGUGGAGUUUGCAACGGAAGCAGUUGGGAACGCCUUUUACUCUGCUGUAAAUUCUGGCUUCAAUGACAGGCAAACUGAUCUCAUGACAAGGGUUUCCUUCAAGUAUGGUUGCUCAAGAGGGGUGUACGGGACACCUUUUUUCUUUGUUAAUGGGUUUCCAUUGCCUGAUGCUGGCUCAACUAUAGAUUAUAAUGGAUGGAGAAGCAUCAUCGAUCCAUUGGUUGGUAAACUAGGUGCGAAGAGGGAGGAACCACAUUUCCUUUUAUAAAUGAUUUAAUUAAUUAUGCUUCUCCUCUUGUUGUACAACUACUAAGAGUUCACAAUGACAUUGAUGCACAAUUGAAAUGAUUGCUGCGGGAAGCUGUGUAAAUUGAUUAUUAGCUUGUGCUUCAUAAGCUUUUACUAUGUGUACUACUUGAUGGUUGAUGCUCCAUUUGGUUUCUAUUGUAGCAAAGAAGUGAUGAAGGUUAUCAUAUCUAAUGGUUCUCCUUAAAAUCUUAAA
This is a messenger RNA of Malania oleifera, 1068 nucleotides long. RefSeq lists its product as uncharacterized. Lineage: Eukaryota; Viridiplantae; Streptophyta; Magnoliopsida; Santalales; Ximeniaceae. The record is from RefSeq and is a predicted model, not a curated record. The coding region runs from base 121 to 834 and encodes 237 amino acids. The transcript has 4 exons.